AUGAGAGCGCAGAGCGAAGAGGCCGAGCUGAAACGGCUACUGGACAGACUGAAAAAUCAGGGGAUGUUCGACGAGGUGCAAAAAAACACAGUGGACAAGAAUAUAGUGAAAAAAAUAGCAAUCCUGUACGACAUUUUCAGGCGAAUAAACGAGGGGAAUGGAACCCUCAUCGGAAAUAGCAACUCCGACUUCGUAUACACGAGUGACAUUAAGUAUGCAUUAAAAUACGACGACUUCGUUCGGGUGAGGUUUCACAUCAUCCCCGUGGAAAGAAAAAAAGGAAUCCUCCGCUUAGGAGAACAGGAAAAAAAUUACCACUUCAUUGAAAAUAUGAACCACAUCGUAAGUAACAUAUACAACCCCUCCAGUUAUGAUCAGUUCAUAAAUAAUCGUAUCAAGGAAGAUACGGAAAAAUUGAACUCCAUGAUCAAGUGCCUCAACGAAAUUGAGUCGGCCUAUAUUUACAGGUACCGCAGUGACAACAACAUUAAAAUAACAUUUGAAAUAUUUUGCCAUAAUUUUUAUACCUUUCUAUCAUAUGAUUAUAAAAAGAAAUCAUGCAUACAAAACUUUUGCAAAAAAUAUUCCCAGGUGGAAGUUAGUAACCAAUUCCAGUUGUCCACACCUCAGAAUAUUAUUCACAUAAAUUCCAUGGGAACUGUGAUGCACCCCUCCGUUGAUCAGUAUGAAAGAGAUACUUUGGAGAAACUCAAGCCCUUCAUUUUCGAAUCGUUUGAAAUGGUGAAGGAGCUACACACCAUGGGUCAUAGGAGCAAUCGUCCUUUUGGGGGGGCUCAACUGGACAACGAUUUUUUCGUUAAAAAUACCCAUUAUGAGGAUGACAUGAGGCACCUCAUUCGCAUGGAGCGGGCAGCCAACGAGUAUAGGCGUUUGCGUGCCGGCUUGGCAAAGCGGUGA
Messenger RNA from Plasmodium knowlesi strain H, 918 nucleotides. RefSeq names its product conserved Plasmodium protein, unknown function. The record is from RefSeq and is a predicted model, not a curated record. The transcript has a single exon. NCBI's taxonomy places the organism in Eukaryota, Apicomplexa, Aconoidasida, Haemosporida, Plasmodiidae. Bases 1 to 918 code for a protein of 305 amino acids.